This is a messenger RNA of Exophiala viscosa, 1698 nucleotides long. RefSeq lists its product as uncharacterized. The transcript has 2 exons. NCBI's taxonomy places the organism in Eukaryota, Fungi, Ascomycota, Eurotiomycetes, Chaetothyriales, Herpotrichiellaceae. The record is from RefSeq and is a predicted model, not a curated record. Bases 153 to 1457 code for a protein of 434 amino acids.
CCCUGGACACCUCCGCCACAAAGACCGGCGAUCAUCCCAUCAUCAAACCUGCAGCUAAUCCCUAGCGAGGCAAGUUGUUGGUCCAUUGUGAAUGCUUACGAUGGACUUCCACCUUUUCUUACUUCACUCUGUUGGUCUUUGACCUUCAUUCAAUGCCUCCUGUAUUCUUCGAAGUGGUACGACGAAGCUUUAAACCAUCGGAGACUUCUGAUGCGUUCUGGUUGCAAUGGAGGAAUCCAGGCGACGUCUUUUCUGUACUGUUAAUUCUAGGUGGUGACGUUGUCAGUCGUGCGUUGGCCCAACUCACUGGAACCUCCAUAACUCCGGUUGCGUUUUCAUUUGGAUGGGUUGCCUAUGCGGUUGCAGCUGUUGUCUCGGCUGUUGGUGAGAACAAGUUGAUGCCGCUCCCCGAUUGCAAUUGCAAAGUCAUCAACGCAAAGUCUGGCUAUGUUCGAGACAACAGCAGCUGGAUCGUUGGUCAGAUCGUGAGAGACUACGAGGAGUGGAUGGACAAGGAUAUCAAAAAGCAUCUUUCGGGAAUUUUGGAUGCUGCCUGGGAGAAAGAGAGAGACCAGGCGGAGAAGUAUCAGAAGGGCUCCGGAUCAAGUGUGCCCAGACCAAAACAGGCAGGUCUCUGUGUCUCAAUAUACAGAGCAGGCACAGCGGUAGUUGGGUGUCCAGGAUACGAUCUCGCUUACUACAUUGGCUUUGCGACUACCGUUCUCCAACUUGGAAUCGCAGCAAUCCCUUGCGGCAUCUUCGGCGACUGGGGCAUUCUCCUGGUCACUGUUGGCGGCAUCCUUCUGUCAUUCGCAUCGGGCAGUCUUUCAGAAUGGCGAGAGGAAAAGUGGGCCUGCCGCAGAAAUUCUUACAAGGAUGUCAUCCUUACCCGUGGUAAUGGUAGUCAACAUGCCAUUGUGGUCCUGGGUACGGGAAAGGGACUGGAUCUCGAAGACCUCGCGGCUGGUCAGACCAAUGUGGAUGUCUCAGCAUCUCGAUAUACCCGUGUCGUUGUCACGCUCCUUGCUGCUCUUUGGAUCAUACUGCUGAUCACCGCAGCUGGUCUGAAGAAGAAUACCUGGUUUCUCCUUGCCGUAGGCGGUAUUGGCAUGUUGCAGAACAUCUACGUUGCGGGUAAGCAACGUUCGCCACAGGCCUUUGGUGUUCCCCUUAAGUUCGUUAAGGUGAUCGGUAUGCCCAAGGUCAUGCAUACCCUGUUUGCAGUUGAGGAGCAAUACCCACAUAUCGGCGCCAGCAUGAGGGCUACUUUCUUUCCUUAUGAACUUCGACAUGAGGAAUUAGAGAAAUGGGGAGAGUUGAAAAGGGCUACUCUGUUAAAAGCUGAAGAUGUAGGACUUGAUCGAGAGUCUGGCAGUCACGGAGGCGGUACAGCUCAAAUCAUUCACCGGACCUCCAAGGAUGGACAUGGACCUUCCACAUCAAUGACAGCAGUCUAGAGGGUAUUGUCGCGGCCAAUCUGGAUCAUACUGCAUCCCAGACAACUGUCCUAUGACGUGUUACUGUGAAGUUCGAACACCAGAGAUUCUAGGUUUCACACCGUUCUUCGCUCCAACUGCUCUAUGAGUUCGGUCUCUUCUCCGUCAGAGAUCUGGAGCACAAACUUAUGAAACCCAAGUGACUUGCGCGAUAAGACAUCUCCUUUUCUGCUUCUAUCCAAGACCUCCAUGUACGCCUCUC